Messenger RNA from Nematostella vectensis (starlet sea anemone), 3987 nucleotides. RefSeq lists its product as uncharacterized. Lineage: Eukaryota; Metazoa; Cnidaria; Anthozoa; Actiniaria; Edwardsiidae. Bases 383 to 3466 code for a protein of 1027 amino acids. Gene Ontology annotation, molecular function: protein binding. The transcript has a single exon. The record is from RefSeq and is a predicted model, not a curated record.
CCUGAAGAUACACUCAGCACCCAACCAUCCGACACCCGAUAUCGCGGUAAUCAACACGAGACGACCUGUGGGAUUGUUGCAUAUCCGCAAAGGUCAAGUUGCGCGUUUUCGCUGUCGUUAGUCACGAAGGUAGAAGUGUAUCAAAUUGGAUGAUCUACAGCCGUUGCUUGGACGCACAGGACCAACCAUCUGAGUGACUCUUGUGCCGAAGCUUUGUCCUUUCUCAAGUCCCAAGAGACUACACAAGGCGUCACAAAGAAAGGCAUUACCACACCGAUCCCACAAAGGACUAAGAACCAGUCGACCUCACGAUCGCAAUGUUCAAAUCUCACUGUAAUAUGUGCGUCUUUUAAUAUAUGUUUUACACAAGCGUGUGAAUCUAAUGGAACGCUACAGGGGCAGUAGUUAUUGUAAUGAUGUCCCCAUGGAGCAGGGAUCUUUCAGAGAGUUGGCUCACUCUGGCAGACCGACUUCUGAGUAUGUCUUAGACGAGAGAAUUAUUGAGAAACUUCACUUCCUAACGCAGAGGGUCGAGGAGCUUGAAUACAAACUAGAAAACAGCUUGGCGAUGCGAGGAGAAGAUCUAAGCUUUUAUUUCAGCAUAGAUGAAAGCUCUUCUAUUCCUAAGAUUGACGUCAAAGUGUUAACAGGACCAAAGAGCCUACGCUACAGCGAGAGGGAAGGAGUCUUAACUCCUAGACGUAGCACAAGUCGCCUGGAAGGAUGGGACGAAGCUACCGUAGAGAGCAAUUCGUCAUUUGUUAUCUUGCCAUCGAGCGGAAAACACAAAGGUCCCACACUAAGUGGCCAACAAAAGACAAAACAAACCUUAACGCUGCAGUGCCAAUCGAGCUCUAGGCCGCCUAGUAGUCUAAACUCGACGGAGUUACGAGAGGAUCUGUACUUGAGGCCAGACUCGAGGAUGCAGACUCCAUCAGUGUUUUCUGAAGAGGAUGAGAGUACAGCUCGCUCGUCAGUGCAAAGCCCCAUCUACUCAACGGAUACGGCAUCAACAUGCCACUCUUUAUUUGCGUCAAGCAACGAGUGUUUGAGCUCAGAUGAAAGUCUGAGGGACCACGAAAGCACAGUUUCAACACAGAGACAUACCAGAGGGGGCAACUAUGAUACGCUAAAUGGGAUAAACGAAUUACAGGAUCGUGGCGAAAGAAAUGUCGAUCACAGCGUUACAAGAGACUCUGGUUUGCGUUAUGGUUAUACUAUUGGUAUGGCUAAGGUUAGCCCGAAAAUCAGCAAGAACUAUGAAGAAACAAAUGGCCAAGACAGGAGCACACAUAGAGGGUUAGUUAUCAAAAACUUUUCUACUGAAGAGGAUUUUAAACAAGGCGGAAAUAGCACACUCUUACAACCAUUAGAAAAUGUGCUAACAUCGUCAACACGUCCUGUUACACGCUCGCAUUCAUUAGACGCUAUGCGACUAGUGAGAGAGGACCGCGAUGAAAGUUAUCAAGAGUUUGUGUCGACUGAUACAAGAGUUCGAUGCAGGGAUGAUUUUACUGAGUGUGAGAAUCGAGGGGCUGUCUGUGAUGACAGAAUCAUCAAAUCUGACCUUUCUCUACACAACCAUGAUUACGGCGAACAUCCCAAUGUUGGCCCUUCCUCGCCUGAUAAACAUUCUGUUGAUAAUAAACACGAUUCUUAUUUACGAAGUGACAAGAAUGAAAUUACGAGUGGUCUCGAAUAUAAGACUGAUAUUGGUGAUACGCUCAUGGAUGGAAGGCAUUUCGAGAAAACACUCCAGGGACAUUUUAACAAAUUCAUUGAAUUUCAAGACGUACAAAUCAACGAAAGAUUAGAAAUGCAAAUGCAGCGAGAUAAUUUACAAAAAGCUCGGGGCGAUUAUACAGAUGACAAUGGAUCACACAGAGUGCGACAGGCUGUAAACAAAGGCAACGUCAAUACAGAGGAUUACCGCGGAUUACCAGUCAAUCACAACGCUGUUAGAUCAACAAAUCAAGAAGACGGAUUACCGCGAGGGACUGGGGUCGUGUCUACGCCAGCGCGCCGAGUGCGUGUGCGUGCAAGAGAAAUCAUGACUUCUAGCUCUAGCGAAAAAACAAUACACAGGGUACCCGUUCGCGCUACUUAUAGUGACCCGACGCAUUUGCGCGUGGAUCGACUACGUGUGCUUAGGCCGCCGGAGCGUCGGACGAACGUAGAGGAGAAAUUACGAGGGCUUAUCGAUCCGUCGGAUAUAGGGAAUGUCCACAGGGAGAUCGCCUCGCGUCCACGUGUCUUGAUGGCUGACUUGACGUCAGCGACGCCAUUGUCGCCAACUGAAAGUGGUUUCGUGGAGGGAUCAAGUGUUGAUUCAGUGUUCGACUCCGAGAAAGCCGCACCAGAAAAACCUAGGCAUCUUCCGUCAUCUGAAAGCCCCUAUUCUUCAUUUACAAGCAUUAGUUCUGGUGGUAACAAAUUCUACUUAGCAGCAGAGAGAGAACCACGGGUAGUUAAUCGCGAAAAUCCUAAUGCCUACCAUAUGGGAGAGACGCGUGAUACUUCCAAAGUAUUCUUUAUCGGUUCCGAAUUGUCAAGCCCCACACAGAGUGCCGAUAGCGAUAAAAAUCUGCAUUUACCUCCGUUACGAAUAACAUCGGAGAAUCCUCGUCUUGACGAGUUUUUCUUCCCUGGCUCUCGGCAACAACUCGGGUCUCCGACCUCAAGUGUGACGACGAGUGAUUUCAGCGACUCAUUUCCCGAGUGUCAGUGCGAGUUCCAGUGUGAGUGUCAAACGGGAAUUGCUACUGAGGAAGACUUCCGGGAGGAACUUAAACUCAUUUCGAGCUAUGUCCUCAAGGAGCGAGCCCGCACUGCUUCAAAACCCGGCGGUAAACCCACCAGAAGGUACUAUUUAGAUGAGGAGCAGGGAGAGAUGGAUAUAUUUGGUACUAGUUUGCAGCGCCGAGAGCACCAUAUAGUACCAAUGUUAGUCAAAGUCAUUCUUAGACUUAGAAAGCGAUUUUUCGGCGGGAUUGAGGGUCCUGAGAUCUUCAAGUCAUCGACGUCGUGCGACGAGAACAACAACUGUUGCAAACAAGAAAGAGAGGGACCAAAACGAAAGAUCUCUUUCUCGCCCUCGGCAAUGCUUCUGAGUGCAGUAGGCGAGUGUAGCGCAUCCGAACUCAGAGAGGUGAUCGAGAGAGACAAGCUGGACGUGAAUCAAUUAAGCCCAAGCGGUAAAUCCCUUCUUCAUAAGGCGGCCGCCGCGGGUGACUUAGAAAGCAUCCACACUCUCAUCCAGUACGGCGGGAAUGUCAACUUGACCGAUCAGGACGGGUUCGCGCCUAUUCACUCCGCGUUACGCAGGGCGCAUUACAAGUGCGCGAUCUUUCUGAUGGAGUGUGGUACCGAUAUAGGGGCGUACACUAAAGCCCGCGUGCAUGAGAUGAUGGCUAUGAAGGAUAUAUCGGAGAGCUGUCUUAGUAACUUGCUCAACACCACGUUAUAAAACCUAAAUAGCCUUAUUUCUCAUUUUCAAUCAAUCUUUAGUGUAUUUACCGCUGUUUGCAUUACGGCACGGACACUCCAGAGGAGUUCAGACUGCAAAAGCUCUUUCGUCAAUAAAAUAUACUGACUCUGCAGCCAGCUAUUUUUCAAACAAGGACCUUGAUAAGUCCCUCGUCUCAAAAACAUCAUCGAAGAACAUCCGCUAUUUCCUCGAUUGCUAAGCUAUGUUAGCUGAAUAACCAAUUCUCUAUUGAGUAAAGAAUGAUCCUUGCAAAUAUACGUUAAGUUUUGCUCCUUUUGGAACACUCAUGCGUCUAAGACGUUAACUCUUUUGAUUGACGGCAGAGUGUUCGCAUUUUGAGAAUCUUUGUGGCGUAAUGCAAACGGUGGUGAGCUUCCCUCAGAAUAUUCACACAAAACUUGAUGCACUACUGUAAGAAAAAAAUCAUCGAUCAAACAGUGUGUUGUAAAGAAAUGCAUAUGAAUAUUAUUAUUAUUAUUAUUAAAGAUACAUUUGAAAUA